Centrocercus urophasianus (Greater sage-grouse) is the source of this 2297-nucleotide messenger RNA. It is a transcript of the gene SGO1, whose product is annotated as shugoshin 1. The coding region runs from base 58 to 1887 and encodes 609 amino acids. Gene Ontology annotation, biological process: meiotic chromosome segregation. Lineage: Eukaryota; Metazoa; Chordata; Aves; Galliformes; Phasianidae. Gene Ontology annotation, cellular component: chromosome, centromeric region; nucleus. The record is from RefSeq and is a predicted model, not a curated record. The transcript is spliced from 9 exons.
CCUGCUGCUCGUGGCAUCUCUGUGCGGGCGGCGGCCGGCGCCGCUCUCGGGUCGAAGAUGGCCGAGCAUCUGAAAAAACCCUUCAAAGACAGUCUGAGCGACAUAAAGGAACGGAUGAAAGAGAAGAGAAAUCAGAAAUGGGCGACGUUGAGCAAAAUCAGCCAGAUCUCAACUGUGAAAUGCAAGAGAGCAACCACCACCUCUGUGAAAAUGAAAAGCCUCCAGGCCAACAACAAAGCUCUGGCUCAGGCUUUGCAGGAAGAAAAGCUCAAACUGAGGGAUGCUCAAGCUCUUAUCCUACAGCUAAGGAAAGAGUAUCAAGAUCUGAAGUUUCAAAUGUUUGACUUGCGAAGAAAUCUUGCAUUCAGGCAAGCACAAGGACUGGUUGAGACUAGACUGUCAGCUUUGAGUGAGAUAAUUUCAAAAGUUUCUCAGAACUUACUGGAGUCAGUUGAUCUCCUUGGCCCAGCGAAGGAUUUGUGUUCCAGAAGUGUAAAUCAGAGGGUGUGUACUUCAGUGCUUGAAAAUAAUUCCAGUGACAUAGGAGGGAGAAGUUCUGUAGAGCUUCUACAGCCUGCUGAUGGAGAUGAUCAAGUACUUCAAUGUAGGUUGGAAGCUGAUUGUGAGAAAAGUGAGCCAGGUCAUUCUGUGUUCAAGAUCUGUCAGGAACUUGACAAUGACACUUCCUUAGCCAAAAUAAUUCCAGACAAAGGGCAAACAUCUGAUUUUCAUGUGUACAACAUUGCAUCAGUGCUGGGAGAUGUUUCUUCAAGUGGCGAAGAUGGAUUUGGUAAUAUGUUAACAAAGAAUGUGUCUACCAGGCGCCGCUGUUUGAAGAUGACAAGUAGAGAUGAACUUUGCACUGGCAUUUUGGACAAUUUGGAAGCAUCUGAUUCAGCUGAAGAGCCUUUUAAACAGGAUGAAAUGAGGCUUCAGAAAAGUCUAGAUGUGUGUACUGUGGAAAACAUACAUUCGGGUAUUUCUCAGGUGGACAAAGUAGGUUCAGACCUGGUAUUAAGGCAGAUGGAUUCUGAAACUGCGAAGGUCAGUUCACGCAACAGUUCAGAUCUUAAACAGCGUGCAUGUAAAAACACAGAAGACUCUCAAGUAAGGAGAGAGAAGGAUCAGAAGGUGAAAAUGGGAGGGACUAAAGAUACUUCCAGACCAAGGUCAAAGAAAAGACAAGGUAAAGAGACUUGCAAAGAAAAGUUGGACAACUUGAGUGGUUCCAGUGAUGCUUAUGAUUUUAAUUUUGAAGAGAGCAUCCAUGUUACACCUUUUCGACAAAAUAAGGUGAAUGACAGAGAUACUGAUGUGGGUGACAAAGAAGAGUCAUCUGAAUCUAAUAGCAUCGAGUUGAGUGAUACUGAAGGAGAUUCAGAUGAUAGCCUUUACGUACCUUAUAAGAAUAAACCAAAAAAAAGGAAAAGUUCAGUGGAUGAGACUGGUACAUCACCAAUCCAUGUGAGGCCAAGGUCUAAAAGAUGUCUGGCACAGCGUGAGCAGAAACUCCAUAAAGAAGAGACUGAAAAAAAGACUGAAAUCAAUAAAUCAAGUGAAAAGUCUACUAGUCAACCUUCUAAAUCAUUUCAUGGUCAUCUCUGUGAUGUUACUAACAUUGCUUCAUCACUCCUAAGCAAAGGGAAUGCACCUGUUGGCCCUGCAGGUGAAAGAUCACCAUCUCCAAAACGCAAACGAAGAAGCUGUACACUUACUGUGAACUAUAAGGAACCAAGUAUUACAGCGAAACUUAGAAGAGGAGAUCCAUUUACAGAUAUAUGCUUUCUGAAUUCUCCAAUUUUCAAGCAGAGGAAAGAUGCUAAACGCAAUUCCACUAAGAAGAAAUCUCUUUCAAAAUAUAACGAGAAAUUUGUUGGUGGUUGUUGAGAUUUUCUGUGAUGCUAACAGGACUAUGAAGAGAGGAAAUCCAUCAAUCCUUCAGCCAGCAAACUUACACUAUACAACUAUCUCUAGGCGUUUAACUGGAUAUAAAACAAAGUGGGUUUUGGUUUUAAUCAAAUGACUUAUUCUUAAGGAUGUAGAAGACAUGAGAUUACUUUUAUAACUAGGGUGAUUCCACUUAAGCUCUUUUGGGAGACAUGCUACUUUGUGAAUUUGUAAAUACAUCUGAAAUAUCUGAAAAAGAUGAAGAGCAAAAUUUUCUGACUUAAAUCCUGCUUCAUCUGACUGUGGUUGGCGCAAGCAAACUUCAGGUACUGAAGUUCAAAUGUUAUCCAGAUCUUAUUUAUGUAACAGUUUCAUAUUGAAGCCUAUAAUAAAAGUGUUAGUGUUGGAAA